Messenger RNA from Apodemus sylvaticus (European woodmouse), 3376 nucleotides. RefSeq names its product 40S ribosomal protein S12-like. Lineage: Eukaryota; Metazoa; Chordata; Mammalia; Rodentia; Muridae. Gene Ontology annotation, biological process: translation. Gene Ontology annotation, cellular component: ribosome; cytosolic small ribosomal subunit. The record is from RefSeq and is a predicted model, not a curated record. The transcript is spliced from 2 exons. The coding region runs from base 171 to 815 and encodes 214 amino acids. Gene Ontology annotation, molecular function: structural constituent of ribosome.
CCGAAAAAUGAACGCCACAACGAUAACAAAAAAAAAAUUAAAGACCAAAAGUGUUUCCUGGUUCCACUUUUCUGGACAGUAAGGCCUUCUCAAAUAUUAAAAUGGGACUUUUUCGUGUUAAAUUCUGAUAUCAAAUAGUGGCGAAUCGGCCAACGAAAAAUAAAAGCUCGAUGAAGCGAAGGCACAGUAUGCGGGCGCUGGUGGCGGAGUCCCGGUGGUUGCAGCUCCUGGAGCAGUCUGCGGAGGCGGUCCACUUUCCUCUAAAUGUAUUCCCGCAGGAUGAGCCAGGGUUACGUAAUAAUAACAAGAAAGCUCACCCGCAGUCACUGCGCGCCACCAAUACGGGGCACCCUCAUACCCGAGCCACUCAGAGGCUCGAGGCGCGCUCCAGGUCGGAUCCACCUGUAACCCACGCCAUGGCCAAGGAAGGCACUGCGGCUGGAGUUAUCAUGGACGUCAACACUGCUUUGCAAGAGGUGCUGAAGACCGCCCUGGUCCACGAUGGCCUAGCACGAGGAAUUCACGAAGCUGCCAAAGCCCUAGGCAAGCGCCAAGCACAUCUCUGUGUGCUUGCAUCCAAUUGUGAUAAACCUAUGUACAUCAAGUUGGUGGAAACCCUUUGCGCUGAACACCAAAUCAACCUAAUUAAGGUUGAUGACAACAAGAAACUGGGGGAAUGGGUAGGCCUUUGCAAAAUUGAUCGAAAGGGGAAACCUCGGAAAGUGAUAGGUUGCAGCUGUGUGGUGGUUAAGGACUAUGGCCAAGAAUCUCAGGCUAAAGAUGUCAUUGAAGAGUACUUCAAAUGCAAGAAAUGAACAACAUUUCUUAUUGGCUUAUUUUCUUUUUUAAGUUCCUAAAAACAGAAAAGUACAAUUAUCUCAAACUCUUGAGUUUUCGCCGGAAAUAAUAGCACUUUUUAGGUUUUCUGCCAAAUGUGAACUUUGCAUUAUUGUGUUCUUGUUUAUGAUGAAAAUGUUCAUCUUUUUGGAAAUUUACAAACUGCCUAAGCUUUAGCCUAGCAUUAUUAUGGUUUAAUUGACAAAAUUAUAUGUAUGUUGCACAGUGUGAUACAUAUAUAUAUAUAUAUUUACACACACACAUAUGCAUGAGAGAAAUGAUUACCAUAAACACAUUGUUCUCUCUCUGCUUCUUACUUUCCUCCAUAGAUUCCACCUAUGAAUUAAAUCUCCCAACACCCUCUUAGGUAGAAAUGUGUGAUUUUUCUAUUAGAUUUGUCAUUUAGCAGAAUGACUUCUACGUUCAUGUUAUAAGUGAAAUUAUUUCCUUUUUAAGACUAUUUCCUUUUUAAGAUUAUUGUUAAGCAUAUGUCUAUGCACAUUCACAUAUUUUUCACAUUAAUAUGUUUAUUUGCAUUGUACCUUUUGUAGAUUUAUUUUUAUAAUUUUUGAGUGUGUAUGUGCCCAUGGCAUGCGUGUAAAUAUGUACAUAUGAGGACAGAUGCUCUGAGAGGCCAGCCACAUCUGGAGCUGCCCAGAGCUGGAGUUAUAGACAAUUGUGAACCACCUGAUGUGGGUGCUGCUAUCCAAAUUAGGAUCCUCUGCAAAAGUAGUAAUUAUUAAGUGAGAAGCCACCUCGUUAGCCCCCAUGGUUCUCUAUAUCUUCAGACAUGAUUCAUACUGGAAAAAACAUAGGUGUGCAUUGUACUCUGACACCCUGAUUUCAUUAUCUUAAGAUAAAUACCACAAAGCAGAUGCUACAGUAUUUAUUUUACUUUUUGAGGAACCUCCAUAUGGUUUUCCAUAAUGGCUUUAAUAGCUUACAUUCCUACCAAGAAUCUCUGUUUUGUUUUUUACUUUACAACACAGGUGUUGAAUUAAAUCUCCUAACACCUUCAUCUUCACCCAAAGCCCUGAAUUCACAGAAACAUUUCAUGCAAGGAAAAGUCAUUCGAGAAAGUGAAUUUCUACCUAAUCGCCUGUAAGGUCUGGAAAGUGAUCUCUCUCUAGAAUGAGCCCCUAUUGAGUUUAUUAAAUAUACAAUAAGCAAAAGUAAGACAUUAAAUAGCCAAUAGGAGACAGAUGCAACAGAUAAUAAAGCAUCAUCAGUUCAGGUGUUCAUAAUAUCCAGCAGACAGCUAGGGUAACCCAACUGAGAAAGCAGACGAAAGGUACUAUCAAAUCCAGAACUUUUAAACAUCCAGCAGAAGUCAUCAAGAAUUCCCAUCGAGGCAACAAACCAAAGUUCCUGAUCAGUGUCUCCUUAGGAUGAGGCUUCCGUGUAAAAGAAAUAAGAGCAGACAGAAUCCUUGAGUCAGACUUAGUCAUCCUGCAGAAACCAGCUGGGGAAAGAACCCAGAAAGCAAGGCAGGAUUUAAAAAUUCAGCAGCACAGCACUUGUCCCUCUAAAGAACUAGCUUCCCGGGGCUAAAUUCUGGCUGUCUCCACACUGGGCAUUUUUAUAUUGUGGGGUAAAUACUAGUAACUCCCUUUGGUAAUGUUCCCCUUCUAGCCGUUCUCAAGGACACAGGGAUUCUUUGUGUUUCUUUCUGCUUUUUUUCUCUGGGUUACAGAGCCAGGGACCAGCCUGACUCAGCACAGGGAGUUGUAGGACCCUUAAGCCUGAAAUAGGGCAUCCAGCCCUGCCUUCAGCCUCUCAGCUUAAAGAGCACAUGAUGAGUUACCAGUUAAUGACAACGCCUGGGCCUUUCGAAGGUCAGUUGUAAAGACUGCCUUGGCUUUCUGUGCUUUAUGCAGAAAGCAUGCUUCCGAUUCCACUGACCAUCUCAUCCCCUCUCCCAACUCCUCUCAACAUGAGUUGCUACCUUGAUAGGUCUUGAUCUACUCCCAACUUUGGCUCUUAUAGAUUUAUCAUGGAGUACGGCUGCAUAAAAUACCUGAGAGAGUGGAUUCUCUUUAAAAAGAGGGCUGAAAGGGAAAAUAUGCCACAUUUGUAAAGCCCAGGCAGCACACACCUUUAAUCCCAGCAUUUGGGAGGCAGAAGUAUGUGGCUCUAAAUUUCAAGAUAAACCAAACAAGAUAACCCUGUCUCAGAAAGAGACUAGAGGUGGGGAGUGGGGUGGGGGAGAAAGAGAAAAUACACCACUAUAAAACUCCUGUGAAAAUGACAAGUCCCUGUAGGCAGAUUUUGGAACUCAAAACUUCCACAAUAAAAGGAGUCAUCUCCGCAGUUCCUCCCAGCACCAACAGGUGGCUCCCAACUGGACUCCAGUUCCAGGGUGUGUUAGGGUUCUCUGAAGACUCAGUCCACGGGCUGAACAACUCCGUAGUCUGGACAUCACAGGCUGUUCUUCAGUAGAUGCUGGGAUCCCAGAGAAGUAGGCAGGGCUCCAGGUCAGUGAAGGAGUGGACGUGCCGGCAAUGCCUGGGCAAGCAGGCAGAGGAGCUCCCUUCUCCCA